Messenger RNA from Conger conger (European conger), 2899 nucleotides. RefSeq names its product HLF transcription factor, PAR bZIP family member a (gene hlfa). The record is from RefSeq and is a predicted model, not a curated record. NCBI's taxonomy places the organism in Eukaryota, Metazoa, Chordata, Actinopteri, Anguilliformes, Congridae. Bases 256 to 1152 code for a protein of 298 amino acids. Gene Ontology annotation, biological process: regulation of transcription by RNA polymerase II. Gene Ontology annotation, cellular component: nucleus. Gene Ontology annotation, molecular function: DNA-binding transcription factor activity, RNA polymerase II-specific; RNA polymerase II cis-regulatory region sequence-specific DNA binding. The transcript is spliced from 4 exons.
ACAUGGGAUUGCAAGCCAUUUCAGACUAGCAAACUAGCCACAAUCACUUGCGGUCUGCCAGAACUCUGCACCCCAGCGCAACCUCUUCUUUUCUUGGGGUACUAGUCAAUCCAUCUCGUGGAAGCAGACUGGGACCGACUCCGUUUCCCUUGAGGAUUUAUUUAUUAGCACAUUUUUUUUAUUUUAUUAUUAUUAAACUGUAAAUAAAUAAAUAAAUAAAUAAAAUAAAACAGUUUUAAUUUUGUUCAGAUAUCCAUGGAGAAAAUGGCAAGACCUCUCCCCAUGAAUUCAACUUUCCUACCUCCAACUCAUGGUGUGCUGAAAUCGCUUUUGGAAAAUCCAUUGAAACUGCCCUUUCACCAUGACGAAGGGUUUGGGAAGGAGAAGGAGAAGGAGCUGGAGGAGGAUGUCGGCGGGCCCACCACCCCACAGUCGGCCUUCCUGGGCCCCACGCUGUGGGACAAGACCCUGCCCUACGACGGGGACUCCUUCCAGCUGGAAUACAUGGACCUGGAGGAGUUCCUGUCGGAGAACGGCAUCCCCUCCAACCCCGCGACGCACGAGCAGAGCCAGCCCCAGCAGCAGGGGCCCCCGGCCUCGCCGCCCACCCCCAGCGUGGUGGACCUGAGCAGCUGCGCUAGCACCUCCCUGCACCCCGCCAGCACCUCCCUGCACCCCGCCCUGGUCGGCCAGACCUGCCUGCCGAGCCCCAGCCGGCCAGUGCUGCCCCCAUCUCGCAACACCCCCAGCCCCAUCGACCCAGAGACCAUCCAGGUCCCGGUGGGGUACGAACCGGACCCGGCCGAUCUGGCCCUGUCCAGUGUCCCGGGCCAGGAGGUGUUCGACCCACGCAAGCGCAAGUUCUCCGCCGAGGAGCUGAAGCCACAGCCCAUGAUUAAGAAAGCCCGCAAAGUCUUUAUCCCCGAGGACUUAAAGGACGACAGGUACUGGGCGCGACGCCGGAAGAACAACGUGGCGGCGAAGCGUUCUCGGGACGCGCGUCGUCUGAAGGAGAACCAGAUCGCCAUCCGGGCGGGGUUCCUGGAGAAGGAGAACACGGCGCUCCGUCUGGAGGUGGCAGACCUGCGCAAGGAGCUGGGGCGCUGCAAAAAUGUUCUGGCCAAAUACGAGGCACGACACGGACCCCUGUGAACACCCCCAAAACCCCAUCCCCAUCCCCCCCCGCCUUUUCCGAAUACGAGGCACGACAAGGGCCCCUGUGAACACCCCCAUACCCCCCGCCUCUCGCUCCAUCUGAAGGACAGUCCACCCUGCCCCAUCUUCAUUGACAAUAUCUCUUUCUAAAUAUAUGUAUAAAUGUAUUAUACAUGUGUGAUAUAUGUUUAUACAUAUGUGCGGGCGUCCCGCCCCUCAAUUUUCUGAGCCCUCCAGACCCACUGCCGUGGUCCUCCACUUUAUUUACACCUGUACGUUUGUUCUUUACGUGCAUUUCUUCUGUACGUACGUUUGUUCUUUACGUGCAUUUCUUCUGUCCGUACGUUUGUUCUUUACGUGCAUUUCUUCUGUACGUACGUUUGUUCUUUACGUGCAUUUCUUCUGUCCGUACGUUUGUUCUUUACGUGCAUUUCUUCUGUACGUACGUUUGUUCUUUACGUGCAUUUCUUCUGUACAUACGUACGUUUCUUCUGUACGUGCGUUUGUUCUUUACGUACGUUUCUUCUGUACGUAUCUUUCUUCUGUACAUACGUUUGUUCUUUACGUCCAUUUCUUCUGUAAGUACGUUUCUUCUUUAUUUCCCAUCCAUGUGUUUUUCCGCUCAAAGGUAAAACCAUAUUGCUCCAACUCCUCCCGGGUCCGUUUAUACUCUCCGUCAGGACCUGACUGAGAACCGUUAAUACCCCCCCCACCCCACCUCUUCCUCACUUUCAUUCAGUGCUGCUGUCCCCGCCCACAACCCUCACCUGUUCCCUCCUUACCUGCAGGGACUCGUUUACCCUUCUCAUCGCCGUGGAAACGCCACCCUUCUCAAAACGGCAACCUCCAUUUUUUUUUAAAUUAUCUUUUAUUUGUUUGUCUUUACUUUACCCACCGACCACCAAUCAGACUGCCUAUGAAGCAUUAUCUUUUUGUUUAGCGGAUCCUCUGAUGUAUGUUGUUGUUCAUGUUGUGCUUUUUAGUUUUUGGUGAUCGCUCGUCCUGGCCCUCUGUUCAUGUUAUAAAGUGCAGUGACAUAACACAAGCCCCCCCCCCCCACUGCCCCGCCCGCCCCCCCCCCCCACUGUCCCAGGAGUAAUCUCCCGCCAUGCGCUUGAGUUUAGUGCUGUAACUAACCCCGCCCCCAGCCUAUCGGAUUGCUCCGGGAUAGAACCAGUGUUUCUUUUCUGAACUGACUGAAGCAAUAAUCCUCUCCAAGCAUAUGCUACUGUACAACCAUACACCCAGGUACUGUCCUGUGGAUGUGGGCCCACCCCCACUCCUCUCCCCCCCCGGUCCUGCUCGCCUGUACCCAGGGCAGUUACGUGAACAUGGUGGAAGAUGCCCCCCCCCCCCCCUCUGAAUCUUAAAAUGGCUGUAUGGGUCCCCCACCCCUUGUCCUAAAUCUCUGCACUUUUGCGUGAUCCACAAUCAGACCUGGUGCAGUUGUGUGUCCUGUUGCGGUCACAUCUAUGUGAUGUCUGCAGUGUCUAUGGGUUGCUUUUAACCUUUUUUUUUUUUUUUUGGUUUUGUUAUGUUUGGUAAUACUCAAUUGUUUCUUAUUGCGAGAGUUAUAAUUAUUAAGAAGUUUAAAUGUUUCGCAUGAUUUCUGUUUAAAUACACAAAUCUAAAGCUUCAGUCCGUUUGCGAAGCUGUAAAUCUGCCACCAUUUUUUUUCCUGAGCAUGAUUAUAUAGCAUUUCAACAAGUGUAUAAAUAAUAUAUAUAUAUUAUAUAUAUACAUA